UUUGCCUUUUGAUGUGUAUAUACAUAUAUACAUAAUACAGUCACGUCUUAAUCCCUUCCAGGGAAGACAGUGCCAACAGUCUUGAAAAGAUUUAAAGAUUUGAUAUGUCAUUCAGCUAAACUAUCAAUUACCACUGUUGACUUUGGUUUCCAACGUCUGUCUAAAUUUGACGCGCCUUCUGUGGCGCAGGGGUAGUACGAUUGUCUGUGACGCAGUAGGUCCUGGGUUCGAAUCUCGGCCAGGGCAUGAUAAGAAACGAACUUUUCUUGAUUGGCCUGUGCCUUGGAUGUUUAUCUAUCACCCAUCCCCGUUUAGGCCGCGCGAGGCGUCAUCUGGUGUCACAUCAACGUCACAACACAAUUGGUCUCGUCUUUCCACAUCAGUGACUUGCAGAGUACGUACAUUAUCACGGAGAAACAUCGAAACAAGCAAUCAUGCCUGAACAAAAACCCACGUUAAAGUUGGAGGCGGUGUCGCGAGUCGCCGCUAUACCCAUCGUCGAGUCGGGGAUCGAUGUCACUGAGAAGAUCUAUCACAGGAUCAAGCAAUCGAACCCCCUGUUCCGCUGGUAUCUCUCCCUGGGCGAGAGGUCCCUGGCGACCGGGGCCCAGCUGGCCCUUCCAGCGGUGAUGCUGCUGGAGAGUCCCAUCCACCAGCUGGACAGGUUCCUCUGCAAAUCCCUGGACAUCGUGGAAAAGACCGUCCCGUCUAUAUAUUUGCCUCCUCAGACGAUGUACUCGGAAACCCGGCAGUAUGUGCUCCGUCGCGCGGACUCCGUCAAGCAGCUGGGCACGGCCGUGCUGGACUCGCGCGUGACCGCCGUGACCGCCACAGCGCUGGACAGGGCGCUCACCACCGCGGACAAGUACGUCGACAAGUACCUGCCGCCUGACCACCAGGACGCCAAUGAUGUGGUGAUAAUAGUGACGGGGCCCGAGGCGGACGUGGAGGGGGGGUCGGGGCGGGCGCGCGCGGCGCAGGCCGUGCAGCACGGCGCGCGGCUCCGGCGCAAGCUGCAGCGGCGGCUCACGAGGCAGGCCCUCGCCGAGGCCAAGGCUAUUAAGGAGCAGAUCCACGUGUUGGUCUACGUUGCUGAGCUGGUGGCGACCGACCCCGCACUCGCCUGGAAGAAAGCUAAGGAGUUGUACGCAUCCCUUAGUCGCCCAGAGCCUGAGAACCAGGCUAGGCCGGCGACACUGGAAGAGUUGACAGUUUUGUUGGCCAGGGAGACGGCUCGCAAGGUUGUCCACCUCGUCAACUAUACGCACACGGAUUUGCCCAGGAAUGUGCGUCAAGGCCUGUCAGUGGUGAGCAGUCACCUGUCUUCGGCCGCCGACGCCCUGCUGAAGACGAUGCCAGUGGAGACAGCUAUGACGGAGGUGAGGGAGUGGCGCGGUAAGCUGCGAGCUCUGCUGCAGCAGCUGCAGGCCACCUCCAAGACCUACCUGGAGCACCUUGCUAUCUUUUUGGCGGGAAACGAGGAGAGAGAAAAAAUUACCCCGCGAUCUGCGUACGAGCACAGAGACGACCUCGCGUCCAUCAACGGAGUCAAUUGAAUCAGCCCCUCUAGGAGAUAUAGCUUUAUGGAGAAGCUGCUUGAUCUGAUUAAAUAAAUUACAAUUUUUGCCAUAGCCAGUUGUCUUUGCCAAUAAAAAUAAAUGAAAUGUAAAAAAAACACAAAAUUCAAAUAAGUAAUUGAUUUUCUACCUACGUUGAAAUAUUGUACUUUAUUUAAUCAGAAGUAAUUAUUGUCGUUAAAAUGAUUUAUGUUUUUAUUUAUUGAUUAAAAUUUUGGCAUCUUAGAAUUGGUGGUUGUUAUAUGCCUAUCAAUUUACCAAAAAAAAAAAUGCGCUGAAUGGUCAAACGUGACUAGAAGGGAAAACUUUUGGAGGGAAAUUCUUCGUUCGUUUUAUUACGUGAUCUGAUUUAAUUUAUCUAAAUAUAAGCAAUGAUCGUUAAUUAACAUGUUAAAUUUAUGUUCAAUUUCAAACCCUAUUAUACGUAUUACUUUUACUAAGUGCCUACUUAUGUAAUUCUUAUAACCUUCUUUAAUUUUAAUUUCGACUGUUAAUUAAAACCUAAUCAUUAAUAAUUAAUCGUAAAAUAUACUUAUAACGCAUAGAAUUUACUAAUUUAGCUUUAAAUUAGAGAAUAAUUUAGCUUUAAAAUAUUAAAAAUUUUAUAGCGAGCUAAUAAUUUACAGUUCAAUUGUGUAUUUUUGAUGAUUGUUAUUUUGUUUUUUAUUAUUUUCUUAUUAUAUAAAAUAAAUAAAAGACGUAACGUAAUCGAUUAAUUAUAAUG
Molecule: messenger RNA, 2301 nt
Organism: Amyelois transitella
Lineage: Eukaryota; Metazoa; Arthropoda; Insecta; Lepidoptera; Pyralidae
Gene: Lsd-1
Product: lipid storage droplets surface-binding protein 1
Exons: 10
Coding region: 435-1556 (373 amino acids)
Biological process (GO): lipid storage; positive regulation of triglyceride storage
Cellular component (GO): lipid droplet; cytosol
Source: RefSeq, a predicted model, not a curated record